Molecule: messenger RNA, 933 nt
Organism: Nanorana parkeri
Lineage: Eukaryota; Metazoa; Chordata; Amphibia; Anura; Dicroglossidae
Gene: FBXO46
Product: F-box protein 46
Molecular function (GO): protein binding
Source: RefSeq, a predicted model, not a curated record
AGGCGGGGCCACGGACUAGCCAUGGAUCCUCGGAUCCCCUCCCCCGUCCACCUGUGGAGCCCGGGGCCCCUCGGGGCCUAUUCUGCAAGCUGUCCGUCCGGGGACGAGGACAUGCCGGCCAAUGCCGCCGAGGAGAAGGGCCACGCCAACCACGGAGAUGACCGCGUCUUGCUGGACACGUGGUACGUCAUCAAGCCCGGGAACACCAAGGAGAAGGUGGCCUUCUUCGUGGCCUAUCAGUGUGCCGGGAAUGGCGCCGUGCCGCGGCCCGGGGGCCCCAAGGUGAAGGGAAGGUGGAGCGCCGGCGGCAGCUCCAGGGCCAAGAGGCGACGGCACACCGUGGACCCGGACGCUCCCACAUCCGUGGCGGAGAUGGUGGCGCGCGCGGAAAGCCGCGGCGCGGAAGCUCCUCCCACGAGACCUCCGCUGGUCCUGGUGACCUCUUCGGAAAGCAGCGAGGAGGAGGAGGGGCGUUGCCGCAGCGUGGCGGAAGCCGUGGCUCAGUACGAAGCGGAACACGCGGAGCGCGAGGUGCGCAUCGCCUUUCGCGUGGCGGAGAGGCCGGGGGACCCCAUCACGUGUGACUUGUACCAGUUGCUGAGUCCGGAGCCGCACCGCGUCUGCGUCCUCCUGGAGAAGGUGGAGUCCUACCUGCCGUCCUUGCCCGACCACGUCCUCCUGGCCAUCUUCUCUUACCUGUCCACGCAGUCCCUGGCCGCCAUGAAGUGCGCGUGUCGGCGUUUCCGCGCGCUGAUGGAGGACUACGGCGUGCGCCCGUGCGACUCGCGCUGGAGUCAGGACCCGCUCUACCACGACGACCCCUGCAAGCAGUGCAAACGCACCUACAGGCGUGGCGACGUGUCCAUGUGCCGCUGGCACACUCCUCCAAAUACAGAAGUGCCACAGGCCACCUGCCCAAUCAGCUGCACAUAA